This is a messenger RNA of Trametes versicolor FP-101664 SS1, 2490 nucleotides long. RefSeq names its product glycoside hydrolase family 92 protein. Gene Ontology annotation, cellular component: nucleus; cytosol. Bases 1 to 2490 code for a protein of 829 amino acids. The record is from RefSeq and is a predicted model, not a curated record. The transcript is spliced from 23 exons. Gene Ontology annotation, biological process: protein deglycosylation; carbohydrate metabolic process; glycoprotein catabolic process. Gene Ontology annotation, molecular function: carbohydrate binding; peptide-N4-(N-acetyl-beta-glucosaminyl)asparagine amidase activity. Lineage: Eukaryota; Fungi; Basidiomycota; Agaricomycetes; Polyporales; Polyporaceae.
AUGCUGCCGUUACGCGUGGUCAUCGGGUUAGCGACGGCGUUCGCGCAGGUAACUGCUGCGCUGGUGGACGCUGAUGCAUCUGCAGCUUUGGCGAGCUCUGUUACGGCGUCCGCUGCAGUAGGGACCCCUUCGGCUUCUGCAAAUUUCAUUCGCGAUGCGGCAAGUCAUGUCAAUCUCUUCAUCGGGACGACCAACGGCGGGCAUACUUUCCCCGGAGCGACAAUUCCCCAUGGCAUGGUCAAGGUCGGGAUGGACACCGACUCUCCCGGAAACCAUGCCGGUUACGACGCAAACCCCAUCUUCAACGCGACGGGUUUCUCCCAAUUGCACGACGACGGCACUGGAGGGGCGGUUCCGCUGUCCCUGUUCAAACUGUGGGCCUUCACUUCAUGUGGGGUCGGAAACACCUUCGAAGAAUGCCAGACGUCGAUCUCGGGGCGUAAGGCGCUCAGGAAAGUCUUGCCAGAUGGGUCUCCCGACGAUGCGGCUGAACCAGGAUACUUCUCGACAAACCUGUCCACCGGGAUCCGCGUAGAGUUGACAUCUACACGUCGCGCUGCCAUUCACCGGUACACAUUCCCCGCAGGGACGAAGACCCCUCGCAUGGUGGUCGAUAUUACCAACGAUGGGCAGAUGAGUAGCACGGACCCCGAGAUGGACCUCGACCCCGACACAGCGCGUGUUACCGGAGGUGCUCACUUCGAAGCAUCCUUCGGACCUGGACGGUAUCGUGCGUUCACUUGCGUAGACUUCAAGGGCGAUGGCUACGAGCUUGGUGCACCCACUGAAUUUGGCGCAUGGCUAGCAGACUUUCCUGUGAAGCAAACGGUCACGGUUACGCAGUUGUAUACGAGCUUCACCGACCAAAUCGGCGCACUCUUCACGUUUGCUCCGAAUGGGAACAGUACCACUUCGAUCCUGGCACGGGUCGGAGUGUCCUUUAUCUCCUCCGAGCAAGCUUGUGCGAAUGCGGAGGAUGAGAUCCCCGACUUCGAUUUCGAACGAGUGCGCUCUGCGUCUCGAACACAGUGGAACGAGCUCCUCGGUCGCGUCCAGGUCGACACCACCAAUGUGGACCCCGAGAUCGUCGACCUCUUCUACAGCUCUUUCUACAGAACUCACCUGUCCCCGGCCGAUUACACUGGCGAGAACCCUCUCUGGAACUCUACCGAGCCUUACUACGACUCCUUUUACUGCAACUGGGACACGUAUAGAACACUGUACUCGUUCAUGGCUCUUCAUGAUCCUGCAACUUUCGCGAGGAUCGUGCGGGGUAUGAUCAACAUCCAACAACACGAAGGCUGGCUGCCCGAGUGCCGCGGCGCCACCGCAAAACACUAUAUCCAGGGUGGAAGCAACGGCGACCCAAUCCUAGCAGAGUUCUUCGUCAAAUUCCACGAGCACGCCAAGGAACUUAGCGUCUCUGCGGAUGCGCUUUACAAAGCUCUGCUUGCAGAUGCAGAGUUGCAGCCACCGAACUGGGAUUUGCAGGGCCGGCAAGUGAACAUCUGGAAAACACUAGGAUAUAUUCCCUCCGAUGUCUGGGAGAGGAGUGGCACGAACUCGAAACAAGUGUCCCGAACGCUGGAGUACGCCUUCGACGACUUUUCUAUCUCCCAAGUCGCAAAGGUUCUCGGGAAGUCCGCUGAUGGAAAGAAGUACGCUCAGCGUUCGGAGAACUUCGCGAACGUUUGGAAUCCGAACGUCACAUUCCCUGGGGAGACAGACAUAGCGGGGUUCAUGCAGCCUCGCUUCGCGAAUGGCGUCUUCAACUUCACCGACCCGAGGCACUGCAGUAUCCACGAUCCUAUCCAGGCCACAUGCUUUCUAAAUGCGCAAAACCACGAUGGGUUUUACGAGGGCGCGCCGAUAGUGUACUCGCAAUAUGCGCCUCACGACACCGCGAAGCUCAUCGCUCUGCAGGGAGGGAAGGAGAAGUUCGUGUCACGAUUGAACUUCAUCUUCAACCAGGGUUACUUCGACUCUACCGACGAGCCCUCGCAACAGAUCCCGUUCAUGUACCACUACGCCAACAGACCGGGACUAAGUACUCAACGCUCUCGGCAAGUCAUCGCGGAGUUCUACAACACCUCCAUAAACGGCCUUCCGGGUAACGAUGACUCCGGUGCCAUGGGCAGCUACGUCGCCUUCUAUCUGGCGGGUCUCUAUCCUCUCCCCGCCACACGGCAGUUCCUUUUGUCUUCGCCCUACUUCCGCGAGAUUUCUUUCCAAAACCCGGUGCUAAACACGACGACCACAAUUCGCGCGAAUGGUUUCCACGGAAAUCCGAAGAACGGCACUGGCGGACACGUCUUUGUACAGAGCGUGAAGAUCGAUGGCAAGCCGUGGAAGUCAAACUGCUUUAUCGACUGGGACGCCUUCACUAGCGGCUCGCUCAUCGAGCUCCAGCUCACAGACAACAUCAACGUCGGGUGUGGAGCGGGCUUGGAUGCUUUGCCGCCAUCGCUCUCUACUGGGGGAUACGACUAG